UCACCACUCACUAACGGUCUUGGUAUGCCAGAGGCUUGGCAAUGGGGAGUCACAUACCACCCUAGAGGAGAGACAGCUCAUUCUCAGAGAGAGAUAGGAGUUAUUGCUGUAAGUGCAUCAAUGACAAGAUUUCGUGGUUCUCUUUAUGCAGUCUAACUGUAUUAACGGUCAUUUUUGAACGAAUACCUACGCGACUUAGAAGAACAAGUAAUUAGACAGUUUUGAAAAAUCCAUUUCUCGAUUUUCUCAUCUUGUCGAUAAGAAAUGUGACAAUGUAAUUAUGAGCAAUAAUUAAGUGAGAAUAGUGUAAUUGAUUUUAGUUCUGGUUCAGAUCGACGGUACAAUUCAGAACCUCAGCAAAGUUCAAAUUCAUCAGAUGUUGUCGUUCAACAAAGUCCAUCCGGGUCCUCGUUCAAUAUUCGACAAAGACGCAGGAACCUAGGUGGUUAUACUUCGUACAACAGGCAGCAAAAAGAUCUCUUUAUACACUUUUAUGAAGACGGAAUGAAUAUAAAGAAAGCAGCAACUGCCGCCAAUAUUAAAUACGAGACAGCCAGAAGCAUCUUACGGCAAUACAAAAAAAACCAAUGUGCUUUGGUGGAACAGAAACGGGGUGGUUGUCGCCAGAAGAAACUGACAGAUGAAUUGUUAACCCAACUUGAAACGUGCGUAGAAAGUAGCCCGUCAAUUUCCAUCAACGAAAUUAGGCACCAACUUUCCUUAAAAGGAUUCAGAGUUAGUAUGUCGACGGUCAACAACGGAUUGGCAAAACUUGGCAUCACCUUAAAGCUUGCACACUUCGAGUUAGAUAGGGUCAACGAUCCCCAUACUAUCGAACUUAGGAAAGACUAUGCCGUCGAGUUGUCGAGAAGAUGUCAGCAAACGCGACAGAAAACGAUUUUUAUUGACGAGUGUGGCUUUAACUUACAUCUUCGGCGUCAUCACACUCAAGCUCGGGUAGUACUGCCGACAGUACGGGGCCGUAAUGUGACGCUCAUUGCCGCGAUGACGAGUGACGAAAUUAUCCAUCACAAAAUAUUAACCAAUGAAACCUGCAACGGUGAAAGAUUUUACUGCUUCAUCAGGGAAUUGGUGGACAAGCUUGAUCCCUCUUGGCAGGAGGCAUUGGUUAUAAUGGAUAAAGCAAAAAUCCACCAGGAGCGAGAAGUUGCGGAAAUUAUACAUACUGCCGGCUUACUGAUCCUAUUUUUGCCCCCAUACUCCCCAAUGCUGAACCCAAUUGAAAAGGUUUUUUCCAAAAUAAAGGGAUACGCACGCAAAGGCUUGGCAGAUGUUUCACGAGAACAUACACUUCAGGACCUGAUUCAGUUGGGAAUUGGAAAUGUAUCAUCGGAAGAUUGUUCCAAUUUUUAUAAGGACAUGAUGAUGCAACUACCAAGUGCGGCGGCUGGAAAGGAGUUUCAUUAACAUUUUUAAAAAUGAGAUGAAAUACAUUUUUGAACU
Messenger RNA from Hermetia illucens (black soldier fly), 1464 nucleotides. RefSeq lists its product as uncharacterized. The record is from RefSeq and is a predicted model, not a curated record. Gene Ontology annotation, molecular function: nucleic acid binding. The coding region runs from base 505 to 1428 and encodes 307 amino acids. The transcript is spliced from 2 exons. Lineage: Eukaryota; Metazoa; Arthropoda; Insecta; Diptera; Stratiomyidae.